AUGCCCAUGACCAGCAGAGAGCGCUCCUCUGCUUGUGCUUCCUCUGCUUGCGCUUCCUCUACUUGUGCUUCCUCUCCUUGUGCUUCCUCUCCUUGCGCUUCCUCUGCUUGCGCUUCCUCUGCUUGCGCUUCCUCUGCUUGUGCUUCCUUUGCUUGCGCCUCCUCUGCUUGUGCUUCCUCUGCUUGUGCUUCCUCUGCAUAUGCUUCCUCUGCUUGCGCUUCCUCUGCUUGUGCUUCCUCUGCGUGCGCUUCCUCCGCUUGUGCUUCCUCUGCUUACGCUUCCUCUGCUUGCGCUUCCUCUGCUUGUGCUUCCUCUGCUUGCGCUUCCUCUGCUUGUGCUUCCUCUUGCGCUUCCUCAGCUUGUGCUUCCUCUACUUGCGCUUCCUCUGCUUGUGCUUCCUCUGCUUGCGCUUCCUCUACUUGUGCUUCCUCUGCUUGCGCUUCCUCUGCUUGUGCUUCCUCUGCUUGUGCUUCCUCUGCUUAUGCUUCCUCUGCUAGUGCUUCCUCAGCUUGUGCUUCCUCUGCUUGCGCUCCUCUGCUUGUGCUUCCUCUGCUUGUGCUUCCUCUGCUUGCGCUUCCUCUACUUGUGCUUGCUCUGCUUGUGCUUCCUCUGCUUGCACUUCCUGCUUCCUCUGCUUGUGCUUCCUGUGCUUGCGCUUCCUCUGCUUGUGCUUCCUCUGCCUGCGCUUCCUCUGCUUGCGCUUCCUCUGCUUGUGCUUCCUCUGCUUGUGCACCCUUUUCUUUCGCUUCCUCUGCUUGUGCUUCCUUUGCUUGCGCUUCCUUUGCUUGUGCUUCCUCUAUAUGCGCUUCCUCUGGUUUUGCUUCCUCUGCGUGCGCUUCCUCUGGUUGUGCUUCCUCUUCUUGCGCUUCCUUUGCUUGUGCUUCCUCUACAUGCGCUUUCUCUGCUUUUGCUUCCUCUGCGUGCGCUUCCUCUGCUUGUGCUUCCUCUGCUAACGCUUCCUCUGCUUGCGCUUCCUCUGCUUGUGCUUCCUCUGCUUGCGCUUCCUCUGCUUGCGCUUCCUCUGCUUGUGCUCCCUCAGCUUGCGCUUCCUCUGCUUGUUCUUCCUCUUCUUGCGCUUCCUCUGCUUGUGCUUCCUCUGCUUGUGCUUCCUCUGCUUGUGCUUCCUCUGCUUGUGCUUCCUCUGCUUGUGCUUCCUCUGCUUGUGCUUCCUCUGCUUGUGCUUCCUCUGCUUGUGCUUCCUCUGCUUGCGCUUCCUCUGCUUGUGCUUCCUUAGCUUGUGAUUCCUCUGCUUGCGAUUCCUUUGCUUACGCUUCCUUUGCUUGUGCUUCAUCUGCUUACGCUUUCUCUGCUUGCGCUUCCUCUGCUUGUGCUUCCUUUGCUUGCGCUUCCUCUGCUUGUGCUUCCUCUGCUUGCACUUCCUCUGCUUGCGCUUCCUCUGCUUGUGCUUUUGACGCUUGCGCUUCCUCUGCUCAUGCUUCCUCUGCAUGUGCUUCCUCUGCUUGCGCUUCCUCUGCUUGCGCUUCCUCUGCUUACGCUUCCUCUGUUUGUGCUUCCUCUUCUACUUCUUCCUGUGCUUGCGCUUCUUCUGCUUGCGCAUCCUUUGCUUGUGCUUCCUCUGCUUACGCUUUCUCUGCUUGCGCUUCCUCUGCUUGUGCUUCCUUUGCUUGCGCUUCCUCUGCUUGUGCUUCCUCGGCUUGCGCUUUCUCUGCUUGUGCUUCCUCUGCUUGCGCUUCCUCUGCUUGUGCUUCCUCUGCUUAUGCUUCUUCUGCUUGUGCUUCCUAUGCUUGCACUUCCUAUGCUUGUGCCUCCUCUGCUUGCGCUUCCUCUGCUUGUGCUUCCUCUGCUUACGCUUCCUUUUCUUGUGCUUCCUCUGCUUGCGCUUCCGCUGCUUGCGCUUCCUCUGCUUGUUCUUCCUCUGCUUGCGCUUCCUCUGCUUGCGCUUCCUCUGCUUGCGCUUCCUCUCCUUGCGCUUCCUCUACUUGCGCUACCUCGGCUUGUGAUUCCUCUGCUUGCGCAUCCUCUGCUUGUGCUUCCUCCGCUUGUGCUUCCUCUUCUUGUACUUCCUCUUCUUGUGCUUCCUCUGCUUGUGCUUCCUCUACUUGUGCAUCCUCUGCUUGUGCUUCCUCUGCUUGUACUUCCUCUACUUGCGCUUCCUCUGCUUACGCUUCCUCUGCUUGCGCUUCCUCUGCUUACGCUUCCUCUGCUUACGCUUCCUCCACUUGCGCUCCUCUACUUGCGCUUCCUCUGCUUACGCUUCCUCUAGUUACGCUUCCUCUGUUUGCGCUUCCUCUGCUUACGCUUCCUCCACUUGCGCUCCUCUGCUUGCGCUUCCUCUGCUUACGCUUCCUCUGCUUGCGCCUCCUCUGCUUGCGCUUCCUGUGCUUGUGCUUCCUCUGCUUGUGCUUCCUCUGCUUGCGCUUCCACUGCUUGCGCUUCUUCUGCUUGUGCUUCCUAUGCUUGCGCUGCCUCUAUUUGCGCUUCCUCUGCUUGCGUUUCCUCUGCUUGCGCUCUUCUGCUUGUGCUUCCUCUCCUUGCGCUUCCUCUGCUUCUGCUUCCUCUACUUGCGCCUCCUCUGCUUGUGCUUCCUCUACUUGCGCUUCCUUUGCUUGCGCUUCCUCUGCUUGCGCUUUCUCUGCUUGUGCUUCCUCUGCUUAUGCUUCCUCUGCUUGUGCUUCCUCUGCUUGCGCUUCCUCUGCUUGUGCUUCCUCUACUUGCGCUUCCUUUGCUUGCGCUUCCUCUGUUUGCGCUUCCUCUGCUUGCGCUUCCUCUGCUUGCGCUUCCUCUGCUUGCGCUUCCUCUGCUUGGGCUCCUCUGCUUGUGCUUCCUCUGCUUAUGCUUCCUCUGCUUGCGCUUCCUCUGCUUGUGCUUCCUCUGCUUGUGCUUCCUCUACUUGCGCAUCCUCUGCUUGUGCUUCCUCUACUUGCGCUUCCUCUGCUUGCGCUUCCUCUUCUUGUGCUUCCUCUGCUUGCGCUUCCUCUGCUUGUGCUUCCUCUGCUUGUGCAUCCUCUGCUUGCGCUUCCUCUGCUUGCGCUUCCUCUGAUUGUGCUUCCUCUGAGAGCGCUUCCUCUUCUUGUGCUUUCUCUGCUUGCGCUUCUUCUGCUUGUGCUUUCAUUGCUUGUGCUUCCUCUGCUUGCGCUUCCUCUUCUUGUGCUUCUUCUGCUUGUGCUUCCUCUACUUGCGCUUCCUCUGCUUGGGCUCUUGUGCUUGUGCUUCCACUGCUUGUGCUUCCUCUGCUUGCGCUUCCUGUGCUUGUGCUUCCUCUGCUUCUGCUUCCUCUGCUUGCACUUCCUCUGCUUGCGCUUCCUCUGCUUGCGCUCCUCUGCUUGUGCUUCCUCUACUUGUGCUUCCUCUGUUUGCGCUUCCUCUAGUUGUGCUUCUGCUGCUUGUGCUUCCUCUGCUUGUGCUUUCUCUGCUUGUGCUUCUUCUGCUUGCGCUUCCUCUGCUUGCGCUUCCUCUGCUUGCGCUUCCUCUGCUUGUGCUUCCUCUGCUUGUGCUUCCUCUGCUUGCGCUUCCUCUGCUUGCGCUUCCUCUGCUUGCGCUUCCUCUGCUUGUGCUUUCUCUGCUUGCGCUUCCUCUACUUGUGCUUCCUCUGCUUGUGCUCCUCUGCUUGCGCUUCCUCUGCUUGCGCUUCCUAUGCUUGUGCUUCCUCUUCUUGCGCUUCCUCUGCUUGUGCUUCCUCUGCUUGCUCUUCCUUUGCUUACGCUUCCUCUGCAUGCGCUCCUCUGCUUGUGCUUGAUCUGCUUGUGCUUCCUCUUCUUGCGCUUCCUCUGCUUGUGCUUCCUCUGCUUGUGCUUUCUCUGCUUGCUCUUCCUCUGCUUGCGCUUCCUCAGCAGGCGCUUCCUCUACUUGGGCUCCUCUGCUUGUGCUUCCUCUGCUUGUGCUUCCUCUGCUUGUGCUUCCUCUGCUUGCGCUUCCUCUGCUUGCGCUUCCUCUGCUUGCGCUUCCUCUGCUUGCGCUUCCUCUGCUUGUUCUUCCUCUGCUUGCGCUUCCUCUGCUUGCACUUCCUCUGCUUGA
Closterium sp. NIES-65 is the source of this 3975-nucleotide messenger RNA. Lineage: Eukaryota; Viridiplantae; Streptophyta; Zygnematophyceae; Desmidiales; Closteriaceae. The record is from the annotation of a GenBank genome assembly.